This is a messenger RNA of Ananas comosus (pineapple), 998 nucleotides long. RefSeq names its product pathogen-related protein-like. Lineage: Eukaryota; Viridiplantae; Streptophyta; Magnoliopsida; Poales; Bromeliaceae. The record is from RefSeq and is a predicted model, not a curated record. The transcript has 4 exons. Bases 73 to 777 code for a protein of 234 amino acids.
UACUAUAUAAAAGACCCAUCACCUCGUCCUAUGCUAAGCAAUUAAGCAGCUGCAGGAAAUUAAUUAAUUAAGAUGGCCUCCGCCGAAGUAGAGGGUGACAAAUAUCGCUCCUUCAUUUACGGAGAGAGUGAGAAAAACACUGUCUGGAGGGAUGGUGCUCCCCCAAACUACGAUGUUGUCAACAAGCUCUUCGAAGAAGGUAGAACUCAGGAAUGGCCAGUGGGAUCUCUCGAAGAGAAAGUACAACGCCUUGUGAAGACCUGGGAGAUGGAGAUGGUUCACAAGAUAAGGCCCCAAGACUGGAAAACUAUUAACCCAGACAAAUUCCGCUUCAGCGUAAAUGGUGCAGAAGAGAUAACAGCAAAACAAAUAGGAGAGAGGGGAGGGAGCUACAAUGUGUUCCUGCAGACAACCUUGCCGCCGGAGCUGCGAGUGUUCGACCCGGCGCAGGAGUCGACCGAGACGUCGCAAGCGACCUUCACGACGGCGUUCCCGCGCGGCUUUGCCGUAGAGAUACUGCAGGUCUACAGCGGGCCCCCGAAGAUCGUCUACAAGUUCCGGCACUGGGGCUACUUCGAGGGUCCCUUCAAAGGCCAUGCUCCCACCGGCGAGCUCGCGCAGCUCAUCGGCAUGUCCAUUUUCACUGUUGAUGACGAGAAUCGGGUGGAGAAAGUGGAAUUCUUUUAUGAGCGCGGCGACUUCCUUUCAGACUUCCUCAAAGGUGCACCGAUUGACACUUCAUUGGCUGCUCAGUCGAGCUGCCCUUUCUUGAAGUAGGCCUCGAACGAAGAAGUUUGGAAAGUAAAAAAUCAAGCAAAUCUGCUAAUGAAUAAUCCUCCACAAAAUUACUUGAACUAGUUUCUUUUUUUUGCUUGAAUAAGUUGUUCCGAAUUAGUUCUCAGCAAAAAUAUUACUGAAACUUUUGAAGAUCAAAAUGUUGUACUUUAGUUUAUUACCCCAUGUACGGUGUUAUAAAAUAAAAUGGACGUGUCCGUAUC